This is a messenger RNA of Amphiprion ocellaris (clown anemonefish), 2513 nucleotides long. RefSeq names its product receptor activity-modifying protein 1-like. The record is from RefSeq and is a predicted model, not a curated record. Lineage: Eukaryota; Metazoa; Chordata; Actinopteri; Pomacentridae. Gene Ontology annotation, cellular component: membrane; signaling receptor complex; cell surface. Bases 237 to 662 code for a protein of 141 amino acids. The transcript has 4 exons. Gene Ontology annotation, biological process: receptor internalization; angiogenesis; G protein-coupled receptor signaling pathway. Gene Ontology annotation, molecular function: coreceptor activity.
ACAGCCAGGCCCAGUCUGGGAAAGGAAGCAGCCUGUCCAUUGCUGUUGCACAAUCCAAUUAGCUCCGAGUUGCACUGAUAAGGAACUGGACCAGAUCACCACAGCAGCUUUGUUUGACCAGUUGUGCAUCUAAUAGUUGGCUGAUAAACAAUUGGACGCAUCCCCAGCACAGGUUUUUUUAUUCACUGCGAAUCUAAAAGAGGAAGAAAAAAAUUAAGAGCAACAUAAGAUCUGAGAUGAUCUUGACUGUGCACCUCCUGGCACUUCUCUUCACCUGGACAGUGUCAUUUUCUUUAGGAAUGGCUGAGAAAUUUGUUGUUCCAGCAUGUGACCAGAACAUGUUUGAUAGUCAUGUUGAAAACUGCAUGUCAGACUUCAGCAAGAACAUGGAGACAAGUGGCUACCAGGACAAGUGCCCAUGGCCAGCUGUAAAACGCAUCUACUAUGAACUGAAAGUGUGCGUGGACCACUGGGCCAAUAUAUCUUGGUGCAGGGGUCACAAGUUUCUGGUCGAUGAGCUGUUCUUGGAGGUUCAUCAGACGUACUUUUCGCUCUGUGGACAGGUCCACGACCCCUCACUCUCCACUCUCAUCAUGUUAACAGCACCUUCAGUCAUUGCCACACUGUUGCUGCCCCUUCUGUGUGUUCACCUCACUACAUAGAACACAGAGAGGUCUGGUUCUCUGGGGUUCUGAUGUACUAGACUGAUAAAUAGGUAAAUAGCAGUAUACUUUUCAGCUGUGUUUUUGUAAUAAUGUCCAUUCUGACAGUGGGUCUUACAAACUGCAUUCACUACCUCUGGUGCAAAGAUUCAGGACAUUCAAAUCCCAGGUCAUCCCAAAGCCAAUGCACAUUAAUUUUAGAUAAAUGAUAUAUAAAAUAUUAAACACCUCAGAUCCUCAGCUACUCUCACUGCAGUGUGUUUCAGGACAUUGUAGUAACAUCUGUGUUUACCUCUGUUGAAAUACUGUAUGUACAGUAUGAAACAAUUAUAUAAUCAGAACAGUGACAGUGACCCAGUUUAAGAAGUCCCACCACUGCUCUUGAAAUAUUAUAUACAUGCACACACACCAACAUACCCAACCAGACCUGUUACAAGGAAGUAUUGCACAUAAUUUCCCAGUAAUCUAAAAUCUAUAUAUUCAAAUUUUUAAACAUUCCAUUAAAUCAGAAGUGCACCCCACGAAUGGCUCAUAUUUCUUUGCAAGAAACUGUCAAGCUAUUUAUUGUUGUAGUAAUUUUUCUCCUCAAAAUGUAUAGAAGAAUGUUCUAUAUUUCUCUGUGGCUCCGUGUACUGUGAGGUUUUAGCAUAUCAUACAUUCUGUAGACAUAAAAAAUUAUACUUGACUCUCUGAAUGCUUUUCUGUGAAUGACUUCUACUUUCUGGAACUCAUUAUUUUGUCAUAUAUGUUCAACCCCACCCACCUAUGGUAAGUAGACAAAAACAAAGCCUGAACAAUGAUUUACUGCACUGGUUCAGUCCAACUUCAUUCCAGUAGUCUUUCACAACUACUGAUACUUGUAUAAUCUGUUUUGUGACCUUAUUUUUACCACAGACGAAAAAAAAAAAAAUAAAUAAAAUAAAAAUAGAACGAUUCUGUUUGUAUUUGAAACACAUAAUAAAUAUUUAUUUCAGACAAAAAAAAUAAUGUUUUACAGGAGUUUGAAAACCUCUUUACAGCCAUAGCAAGCUAGACCUGCUAUUUAAGUAUUCACACGACCUCAAUGUCAGUCUGGUAUGAAAGCAAACAUGUUGCAUUUCAUUCAUUUAUAAUCCGAUUGGUAAAGUAUAUGUAAAAAGAUUGUUGUGCAGACCUCGACAAAACAUUGUAAAGCUCCAUUAGGCAAUGGUUCGAAUUCCAGCACUGAUUUAUUGAUUCCCUAUAAUGUGAAAUGGAUGCUGAUCUCACUGAGAGUCGACUGGCAGAGAGCUGCAGUAAACAAGGCAGUGAGGAGAGUCCAGUGUCUAUCCAGUCCAAAGAAUAGUCUGCCAGUUUUCUCAAGAACUAGUGGACUCCAAAGAGUUUGUAAGAAUUAUAUGAAUAGAUCUAUCAUUACCUGCUAACACAUUAGAGCCUGACUGGACUUGUUGCUCUGUUGAAAGGUUUAAAAGUUACCUAAUGCAGCUUUAACAAUGCUUUGACAAAAAUUGUUGUGGCAUUGUUGUAAAAAAUAAUAGCUGUUUCUGACUGAACAUACCUAUCACAACACCCAAAUCAAAGCUGUUAUGUUAAAGUGUUUCACGGAAUAAAAAAGAACUAUCCACAAAAUAGGAAAACUGAAAAGAAUAAUAUUAAAUUUACAACAUAGGAGAUCAGCAAAAUGUGACACUGAAGACCAAAAUUAGGACACGGAGCCUGCUAAGGAACUAAUCCUUUGGUAUACAGUGCAAUUAAAGAGAAAUGAAGGGCUUUUCCAUCAUAUCCAAACUAUACUGUCCACUAUAAUUCUUUUGCUCUUGAGAAAAUAUCAGCUCGAGCAACCUUCCAUAUAGUCGUUUAUCACAUUUCAUA